Messenger RNA from Meira miltonrushii, 222 nucleotides. Its product is annotated as heavy metal transport/detoxification protein. The record is from RefSeq and is a predicted model, not a curated record. The transcript has 3 exons. Gene Ontology annotation, molecular function: copper chaperone activity; metal ion binding. Gene Ontology annotation, cellular component: cytosol. Bases 1 to 222 code for a protein of 73 amino acids. NCBI's taxonomy places the organism in Eukaryota, Fungi, Basidiomycota, Exobasidiomycetes, Exobasidiales, Brachybasidiaceae. Gene Ontology annotation, biological process: copper ion transport.
AUGAGUGACAUUCAUGAAUAUCAAUUCAACGUCAAAAUGACUUGCUCGGGUUGUUCCGGUGCAGUGACAAGAGUGUUGAGUAAGCUUGAAGGCGUGGAAACAUUUGACGUAUCCCUCGAGAAUCAAUUGGUCACUGUCAAAGGAACAGCGCCUUACGAUACAGUUUUGGAAAAGAUUAAAAAGACCGGCAAAGAAGUGAAAGAUGGCAAGGUGAUUGCGUAG